UUUACGUUUACAAUCUACGAAUAUACGAGUAAAAUAAAAUUAUUUUACACUAACCGUAUAAUAAUCAGUCCAACCGAAAACAAAACGACUUCCGGCAACCAUCGCCCCAGCAGGCAAUCGAAAUGAACUUUAAAAUACACACAGACGUAUCGCGUCUGUGUCGUAUUUGUUUGAAGGAAGCCAAAACCAUGGAAUACAUCUACAAGUCUUCGGAUCCGGAUCGCCCCAGUCUGCACCGAAUGCUGAGUGCCGUAUGUGCUCCGGUUUUCGACAGCGAAGACGUUCACGAGCAGAUAGCCAGGGAAUCGUUCGGAAUGCCCAAAUCAGUAUGUCGCAUUUGUAAGCUCAAGGUUUUGGCGGCAUACGAACUCUACGAGGCAUGCAUCGAAGGCGAUCGUAAACUGUGGGAGAUGGUUAUCAUCCAAAAGGAGCUCAUAGGCGAUGAAGGAGCAACAGAUGAGCAGCCCAAUACGACGGAAGCACAGAACGAAAUUAGCAAAGGCGUGUCUACCAGAGAGCUACCGGAAACUGCCAAUGAUGACAGCUCAGAGAAAGACCCUGCUUCGGCAAAUACAGAGGAGUUCUACCGUAAUAAAACCAUUUUUACGUGUGAUGUGUGCUCGGUCAAUUUUAUAUCUAAAAAGCGCCUUCGAAUACACAUACUAGAAUUUCAUCCCGAGUCGGUAAAACAAUGCCAAGAGUGCGAUGACAUAUUUGUCAGUGAAGUUCAAAUGGAGGAUCACAAGCUGUACCAUCGAACCGGGAAGCGAUUUUCCUGCGAUGUUUGCAAAAAACGCUUCAGUACCACCACGGGUCAUCGUUUGCAUGCUCGCAGUCACGUUAAAUUUACUCCGUUCCAGUGCGAUAAAUGCGACAAAAGCUUUUCGACAAUGGGCAUCCUGAAGUCGCACGUGAUGCGGCAUAACGGCCAGCGAGAUAUUGCUUGUGAGAUCUGUCCGUUGAGGUUCUACACCAAGGGAUCGCUCAAGCUGCACAUGAUAACCCACACUAAUGAGCAAAAAUUUGCGUGCGACAUUUGCGAUUCGCGAUUCAAGAACCGGGACUCGUUAAUAAAGCACACCCAGAAACACUCUGGAGAGCGACCGCAUCAAUGUACCGAAUGCACAAUGAAAUUCUUCACAACGAGCCAACUGAAAUGCCACAUCCGAACGCACACCGGAGAAAGACCGUACAAGUGCGCCUAUUGUGAUCGCGCGUUCAAGCAGUCGACCGAUUUGCUGCGACACAGUCGUAAUCAUGUCGGAGACAAGCCCUACCAAUGUGAUAUCUGUACCGAUUCGUUCAGAUUGGUAACCGAACUGCGGAACCACUACGCGGUGCACUUUAAACCGGGCGCCAAGGGGGCCGCCGAAAUGAUCGAUAAGCUGAAAACGAAAUACACCAGUAACGGCGUUAAGGAAUAUUUUUCCAUUACGACUUUAUUGAAUAGGCGCUUCGAGCAGGAAAAAGUCGAGGAGGACAUGGACACCGAGGAGGGGGGAAGUAGCGAACAAGUCGAUACCGGAAAUACUAACGAAUAUGAUAGUGCGGAUGCUGAAGAGAAAAAUGAGGUUGAAAAUGAAUAAGGUAAGGAAGUUGAACUUCCGAGGAAAUGGUAAUUGUUACGUCUAUGGACAUUGCAGGCUUCAAAUUUCGUGGACUACAAGUAGUGUUAUAAAGAAUAAAUUAUUAAAAAUUUUAA
Molecule: messenger RNA, 1702 nt
Organism: Aedes albopictus (Asian tiger mosquito)
Lineage: Eukaryota; Metazoa; Arthropoda; Insecta; Diptera; Culicidae
Product: zinc finger protein 664-like
Exons: 3
Coding region: 123-1586 (487 amino acids)
Biological process (GO): regulation of gene expression
Cellular component (GO): nucleus
Molecular function (GO): zinc ion binding
Source: RefSeq, a predicted model, not a curated record